This is a messenger RNA of Owenia fusiformis, 777 nucleotides long. The record is from the annotation of a GenBank genome assembly. Lineage: Eukaryota; Metazoa; Annelida; Polychaeta; Sabellida; Oweniidae.
GUUUUCGCAAACUAUGCAGUACGACUGAACAUAGGAACACUCAUUCCCGGGAAUAUCUACCUAAAUAUGUACAUAGUCCUAGGACUUUCUAGUGUCUUGGGGGCUCCAGUUAGUUACAUUGUUCUAUACAAGAUUGGGCGAGUGAAGGGAUUUACGCUUGCACUAGUCUCUUCAGGACUGUUCUCCCUCAGCAUGAUCGGCAUAGUGACACUGACAGAUAUACCUUUUCUGGCUGCUGUUACUUCAUUGAUUGGCACUGCAUUUGCAACUACAGCUUUUGGUAUUGUAUAUGUGUACAGUGGGGAGAUCUUCCCAACACCAGCCAGAGCUGCUGGAUUGGGGGGAGGAUCUAGCUUUGGUAGAAUAGGGGGACUUAUAACACCUCAACUCCCACUUCUAGCCAAGGCAUGGUAUGGACUCCCAUAUCUCGUAAUGGGAAUCAUACCAAUCUUAACUGGCAUCAUGGCCUUGCUUCUACCAGAGACAAUGAACAAGACUUUACCAGAGACUCUACUGGAGGGUGAACUAUUUGGAACAGAGAAGUAUGAUAACCUGUAUAAGGAGAAAAAUGAAGGAACAAGUCAAGCUGAAACAGAUAGUACAAAACCCCAAACUUUAAACAAUUGCUAUUCAACUGGACAUCAGUUUGAUUCAACAUCUAUUGAUCCCUACUAUACCGAUUUGCCAGGACGUGGACAUAUGUGAGACUACUUGUAUAUAUAAAUAGUCCCUCCAGGGUUUGCCUGCUUUGUUGGUAUAUCAUAUAUAUUGUAGGAG